Messenger RNA from Lycium barbarum (goji berry), 1689 nucleotides. RefSeq lists its product as uncharacterized. NCBI's taxonomy places the organism in Eukaryota, Viridiplantae, Streptophyta, Magnoliopsida, Solanales, Solanaceae. The transcript is spliced from 4 exons. The record is from RefSeq and is a predicted model, not a curated record. Bases 1 to 1689 code for a protein of 562 amino acids.
AUGGUCCUUGUACUAGGGUGUAACUGUGAAAGGUCUAAAGACUUUGUGAUGUAUGUUCAAAGGCAAAAGCUGUAUCAAUUCCUAAUGGGACUAAAUGAGUCAUUCUCACAUACUAGAAGCCAUAUCUUAUUGUUAAAUCCCCUACCUAGUGUGAAUCAGGCAUAUUCUAUGGUUGUGAAUGAUGAGCGUCAAAGAUCUUUGGCUAGUCAAAGUAGUUCAGGACUUUUCAAGUCAAAGUCACAAGGAGUAUGUGCAGGUGAUGCUGUAGCAAUGUACUCUAGAGGAGGUGGACAAGGCAAUCCAAGAAUAAAGAGGAAAUACAAUCCAAACUACAAUCCAAAUGCUUUCUGUGAUAAUUGUAGGUUCAAAGGACAUUACAUGAAAGACUGUUAUAGGUACAGAGAAAAGUUCAAUAGAGGAGGAGGUCAUGGUCCUCAUACUGCUCAUAAUGUAGUUACUGAACAAUGGUGUGGUGCUAACUCUAAUCAACAAGGGUUUUAUGUUCCUCAAGUUCAGGCUCCACCAAGUAAUAUGAUGAUGAUGCCUGCUCAGUCUUCUGCUGAUUCCAACUAUCAAGCACUUGCUUAUGCUAACUUUCAGCAACAACUAGCUCAGUUUCAAAGGACUGAAGGACUAAAUCUGUCUCAGAAAUUGUAUGGUGAAAUUCGUCAACUGUUGGAACAAAGUCAUAAUGUUGCUCAGUCUCAUUCUUCAAGUACUUCAAAUGCAAAUGCUUCUCAUGCUGCAAAUAUGACUGGUAACAGUAGUGCCUUGUUUGUCUCGCAUGAUUCACAAGAAUGGAUCAUAGACUCAGGGGCUACUGAUCAUAUGACAUCUAAUUUAAAUCUCCUUGAUAAGAAUACUUUGCAUAAACCUGAGGAUCUCUUCACUAGGAAGGUGAAGGAGAUUGGUAAAGAGGGUGAUGGUCUCUAUUAUCUCAUAAGGUCAAAGCUCAGACUCACAAAAGAGCAGAUACUUGGAUAUGGGUUAACAUCAGCUUGCAACAAUGAUGAUAAUAUUAUUCUAUGGCAUAAGAAAAUGGGUCAUGCACCUGCUACUGUGUUACAAAAAUUGUUUCCUACUAAACUGUCUAGUAUUACUUUCCUAAUAAAUAAUUGCACUGUCUGUCCUUGUGCAAGGCAAACUAGAUUGCCAUUUUCUAAGAGUACUACCGUUAGUUCAAAGCCUUUUGAACUAGUUCAUAUGGAUGCUGAUGUUUACAUACUAAAUAGGUUACCAUCUACUGUUCUUAACAAUAUGUCUCCUUAUGAGAAGCUAGUGCACAAGAAACCAUCACUGGUGCAUCUUAGAGUAUUAGGGUGCUUGAGUUUUGCUAAAGUUUUAAAUCAACAUGAUAAACUGCAAUCUAGAUCAAGAACUGCUACUCACAUGGGAUAUUCUGAAACACAAAAGGGUUAUAUUUUGUAUGACAUGGAAAAUAAAAAUUUCUUUGUACAUAGAGAUGUUAUAUUUAAGGAAGAUGUAUUUCCUUUCUUAAAGAUAACACCAUCUACAACUCUAUUUGCUCCACCUAUAUCUGUGUUUGAGGAAAGCGAUGCUAAAAUUCAGAGACCUACUAACAAUGCUCAAGUAGUUGAGAAUAUAGAUAUCUUCCCUACUGAUAAGAGUGUGCAAGUUCCUGAAAAUCAGAAUGCUACUCCAGAAGUGGUUCAACCUGUUCACAAUUAG